This is a messenger RNA of Colletotrichum lupini, 654 nucleotides long. RefSeq lists its product as uncharacterized. Lineage: Eukaryota; Fungi; Ascomycota; Sordariomycetes; Glomerellales; Glomerellaceae. The transcript has 5 exons. Bases 1 to 654 code for a protein of 217 amino acids. The record is from RefSeq and is a predicted model, not a curated record.
AUGGUCCGAACACUCGGAAUCCCCGGGAUCUCUCUUCACUUCCCCGGUCGAGAACUCGGCGCAACUCGAAGUGGCAUGCAGCACCAGUCGGCUCCUCUUCCCGGCCGAGUCGACACACUUCUUCCUUUCUGUGGAUCCACACAUCCGUCGCACAACAGACGCAACGUGAGCGACAUCCUUGCGAAUUUCGAGAGAAACUAUCGCUCUAAAGACUUGUUCAAACCUCCACGAAAGCCUACAUUAGUUGGCCGAAUGCUACGUUCUAGACAAGGGGAACUCGCCCAACUUGUCUACCAGCCUAUGCGACAACGACUUUAUAUUGCGCUUCCUGCAGCAUACCGUCCGGCCGUCGACAUUCCUUGCUCCGUCGUGGUUGAGGGAUAUAUAUCAAGUGACUUGGUGGCGCGUUCACUUGAUUAUGCCCUCUCAAAGCCGCUCAUGCUACACCCUCAGGCAUAUGAUAGCGAGAACCAGGUUUUGAACGAAGCGCAAGCAACCACCAAGACGUGCGCAUUGCAGCUUGCCAAUGCUGUCUGCCUGCUCAUGCACGAGCACGAUCUGCAGAUCUUAGACUCAGGUGCAGACUGUAAGCUAGAUCCUCUCGGUGAGCAGAACGGUGUACGGGAAGAGUCGGCAUCGCUUCGCCAGCGAUGA